UGUGUUCUAGGUACAUUGAUUGAUGCAUAUUAUCGCGGUUAUGACAUUGUCCUCGUGCAAGACGCAACGGCGACGACUUCGCCGGAAGGAGGAUUUGAGAACGUUUGUUACAACGCUGGGAAUAGCUAUGGAUUCAUCACAGAUAGUAAACGUGUUGCCGAAGCUGCCCUGAGGAACUAA
Fomitiporia mediterranea MF3/22 is the source of this 180-nucleotide messenger RNA. RefSeq lists its product as uncharacterized. Lineage: Eukaryota; Fungi; Basidiomycota; Agaricomycetes; Hymenochaetales; Hymenochaetaceae. The annotation marks the transcript as partial. The transcript has 2 exons. The record is from RefSeq and is a predicted model, not a curated record.